AUGAAAGUUUCCGGCAACAUGGAACCCGCACCCCGGAGACGCCAUGGAAGGGACAACGUCCGGAUAGCCAAGCCCCUCCUUCGUGCCUAUGCACUCGGGUACCUGUCUUCUGUCACUCCAAAAUUGGCGUCUUAUGUGCGUCGACUACGUACUAAGGACUGGACGACGCAACAAAAAUUAGAAGAGCUUGUCAAAGUAUUGACUGGGCCUCUGCGUGCUAACAGUUUCCCAACAUCCUGUGCUGUUUUAGUCGGCGGCUCGACUCUACUGCCUAUUGGGUUGUAUCGCAUUUGUGCAGUGAUCUCAGCCGGCCUUUCUAGAGGCGAGCUUCGGAUUUCACAAGGGCUCGACCGCUUCAUUCGAUUCCUCGUCACUUUCUUAUCAGGAUGGUUUAGUUUUCAACUUCUCAACAGAAACCGCAUCUGUCGGUCAACAGAAGAUGUCGAAGCCACUCGGGACUUUGCAGACCAGGGGAAAGAUGCUGAUGGGGUACCAGUGAAUUCACUGGAACGCCAACGUCCUGAAUUGGCAGGGAGGACGAUGGAUUUAACCAUUUACAUGGUCACAAGGGCGGUAGAUGUGGUCGCGUGUGUCGCCUGGAACCGCUGGUCCCGUCGUCGACGGGCACAGAACCGCUGGUCCACUACCGAGGCCCGCAUACCUGGCAUGGCAGAUGCGAGCGUAUUUGCUCUGAGUUCUGCUAUAGUCAUGUGGGCUUGGUUCUAUCUCCCCGAACGACUCCCCAAGGCAUACGAGAAAUGGAUUGGACAAGCCGCCCAGGUCGACUCACGCCUCAUUGAAGCCUUGCGGCGUGUCCGAAGGGGUAUCUUUGUAUACGGUAAAGAUACAGGCCAGGCACCUCUUCUCCAGUCAAUGUGCAAAGAUUACAACUGGCCAAUUGAGUGGGGAGACCCAGCAAAGAUGCGCCGCAUCCCCUGUGAAAUGGUACACAUGGGCUGUGGGCCUAAUUGUGAAAAACAUGCAUUGUAUCGAUUUGCCAAAACCUUCAAAUUUGCCUGUGCGACCUACAUACCCCUACAGAUAAUUUUCCGUCUACGGGGAAUGAAAUCCGCCACAGCCCUCCGCCGGGCUCUUGCUGAUGCGGCGCGAUCAUCAGCCUUCCUCUCGUCAUUCGUCAGCCUCUUCUACUACGGUGUGUGCCUUGCUCGAACUCGACUCGGUCCCAGGAUCUUUGACCCGAAGACGGUCACUCCGGCAAUGUGGGACUCGGGACUAUGCGUUGGGAUGGGCUGUUUCAUGUGUGGUUGGAGUGUAUUGGCCGAAAAGGCGCGGAAAAGACAGGAAUUGGCGCUAUUUGUGGCACCUCGGGCUGCCGCCACUGUUCUGCCACGGUUGUAUGAUAAAAAGAACAACAAUCAUGUGCUGACUCGUUCACUUUUCUUCCAGUAUCAACACCGGGAACAAGUCGCAUUUGCUCUUAGCGCUGCUAUUCUUGUCACCUGCCUUCGCGAGCGACCCAGCAUGGUACGAGGAGUCUUCGGUCGCAUCACAUCGAGCGUGCUGAAUUAG
This is a messenger RNA of Penicillium brevicompactum, 1530 nucleotides long. RefSeq lists its product as uncharacterized. NCBI's taxonomy places the organism in Eukaryota, Fungi, Ascomycota, Eurotiomycetes, Eurotiales, Aspergillaceae. Bases 1 to 1530 code for a protein of 509 amino acids. The transcript has 4 exons. The record is from RefSeq and is a predicted model, not a curated record.